This is a messenger RNA of Elaeis guineensis (African oil palm), 2986 nucleotides long. Its product is annotated as probable linoleate 9S-lipoxygenase 5. Gene Ontology annotation, molecular function: protein binding; oxidoreductase activity, acting on single donors with incorporation of molecular oxygen, incorporation of two atoms of oxygen; metal ion binding. Lineage: Eukaryota; Viridiplantae; Streptophyta; Magnoliopsida; Arecales; Arecaceae. Gene Ontology annotation, biological process: lipid oxidation. The record is from RefSeq and is a predicted model, not a curated record.
UGGGGCCUUUAAUUAUUCUGGAGCGUUAGAAUCAGAUGCAUGUGUAAAGCAAAAGCCAGCACAAUGCUUCAGUGCCAGGGUAAAGUGAAAGCCAACAGGAUUCUCCCCUUUUCUUUCUUCUUCUUGAUCCAAUAUACCUAUCUUGCUCGAGGAACAAACAAUCUCCAAACCCUUUGUACACUCCAUAAAAGCACACAACGACCUCCCAAAUCUAUAGCAGACUAAAGUUUCAGACAUCAAACUAAAAGGCCUGAGAUGAUGCAAGGUCUUGCCAAACUACGCCAGAAGUUUGGCUACAUAAGCCCUCCUUGCACCCAGCAAGAUGAACAUGCCACCAAGGCAACGGUUGUCAUCUCCCGAAAGUCCAGAUGGCAAAAACCUGGGAAAAAGACUACAUUCCGGCUCUAUAGCAGCUCUCAUGUUGAUAUCAACACAGGCAGAGGCAAGCUAAGUCCUGGAGAAGUAAGCCUUAGAAAAGGUAAAAAAACGAAGCAUGGCAGCAUCGACACUUUGACAUACCGGGUCUACUUCAUCCUCGAGCCAGAUUUUGGAAUACCAGGUGCAAUUGUGGUGAAAAAUGGGGACCGUGAUGAGUUUUUUCUGAGAUUUGUGACGCUGGAGUUGUCCGAGAGCAGCAGUAUCCACUUCGAUUGCAAUUCAUGGAUAUAUCCUUUUAAAAAAACCAACACCGAUCGAGUGUUCUUCUUUAAUACUAGCUUUCUACCAAGACAGACGCCGUUGGCGCUGCAAGACCUCCGACAAGAUGAGCUGAUAAGUCUGCGAGGAAAUGGAAGAGGGGAGAGGAAGGAGUGGGAAAGAAUAUAUGAUUAUGACCGUUACAAUGAUCUCGGAGAACCGGAUAAAGGCCAGGAUCAUGUCAGGCCUGUGUUAGGGGGAUCCAAGGCAUACCCAUACCCUCGCAGGGGUAGGACAGGGAGACCUCUAUGCAGUGAUCGGGCGACCGAGACUCGGAACAAAAUCAUCAACCUCGACUUCUACGUCCCGCCGGAUGAGCGCUUCAGCCCCAUCAAGCUAUCAGAGUUCAUAUCGAAUUCGAUCCAAGCUGUCGUGCACUUUGUCAUCCCUGAGUUGAAGUCAUUGUUCCAAGGAGAUCUCCUCAACUUUGAGUCAUUGGAUCGGAUAAAAAGAGACCUCUAUUAUGAUGAGCGGAACCGUGUCAUCGAAGGUAUAGUAAUGGAGAAGUUGAAGGUUUUUCUUCCAAAUGAUCUCUUCAAGGAAGUCAAUAAAGCGAUCAAGGAACAUCCAAUUAAAUUUCCAGUUCCCCAGGUGAUUGCCGCUGAUGACAAUGCAUGGAGGACUGAUGAAGAAUUUGGAAGAGAGAUGCUUGCUGGGCUAAACCCAGCUGUUAUCCGAUGCUUGGAGACGUUUCCACCUGUGGGUAGAGGAGAGAGACAGAGCUCCAUUACUGCCUCACAUAUAGAAGGCAAGCUCGAUGGCCUAACCAUUGAACAGGCAAUUGAUGAUCAUAGGAUCCUUAUUCUUGAUCACCAUGACUAUUUAAUGCCAUACCUCAGACGCAUCAAUGCGCAAGGGGUGUGCGUAUACGCAUCCCGGACUCUCCUAUUUGUGAAGAGGGAUAGAACUCUCAGGCCUUUGGUCAUUGAGCUAAGUUUACCAGUAGAUGAGAGAGGAGAGGAGAUAAGCAGGGUGUUUUUGCCUGCAAGCCAGGGUCCUGACGGAGCACUGUGGCAACUUGCUAAAGCACAAGUGGCAGUCAAUGACUCAGGACACCAUCAGCUUAUAAGUCAUUGGCUAUAUACACAUGCAACGGUCGAGCCCUUUAUCAUAGCUACAAGAAGGCAUCUAAGCACAAUGCAUCCUAUCUACAAAUUGAUUGAUCCACAUUUUAAGGACACCAUGCAUAUAAAUUCUCUUGCUCGGAGUAUACUUCUGAAUGCUGGUGGAAUCCUUGAGAAAACAAUGUUUCCAGGCAAAUAUGCCUUGGAGUUAUCUUCAACAAUUUACGAGAGUUGGCGGUUCACCGAGCAGGCUCUUCCUAAAGAUCUUGUGAAAAGAGGACUGGCCGAGGAAGACCCCGACGAACCCUCCGGCGUCCGUCUGCUCCUCAAAGACUACCCCUAUGGCGCCGAUGGCCUCGACGUAUGGACUGCCAUCCAGGAAUGGGUGACCAACUACUGCGAGCACUUCUACCAUGAUGACCAAGCCAUCAUCACCGACAUCGAAAUCCAAGCAUGGUGGAAGGAAAUUUGCCAGAUCGGCCACGGCGACAAGCGCAGCGACGACGAAUGCUGGCUCCCUCUGGACUCACUCACCAACCUUGUCCAAGUCCUCACCACCCUCAUUUGGAUUGCCUCCGCCCUCCAUGCAGCCAUCAACUUUGGGCAGUAUGGCUACGCCGGCUACCCCCCGAACCGCCCGACCCGGUGCAGAAAGUUCAUUCCGGCAGAGGGGACGCCCGAGUACGCCGACUUCUUGCGUGACCCUGAUAAGUACUAUCUUGAGAUGCUACCGGACCGGUUCACGACGACGUUAGGAAUAGCAUUGAUAGAGGUGCUCUCUGGGCACACCGCCGACGAGGUGUACUUGGGCCAGAGGACGUCGACGACGUGGACCAAUGACGGGGAGGUCCUCCGGAUGUUCCAGGAGUUCGGACAGAAUCUCCGGCGAGUGGAAAACGGGAUUGAGGAGAGGAAUAAGAAUCCGAGGCUGAAGAAUAGGUGGGGGCCGGCCAAGAUUCCUUACACGCUGUUGUAUCCGGAUAUUUCAAAUAUGGGGGGGGAGAAAGGAGUCACCGGGAAAGGAAUUCCAAAUAGUGUGUCUAUAUAGAGUGGGGCAUUUGCUACCGUUUGCUGUUGUGGAUAUUGGGAUGUGAUGAGCUAUGGACUUGUUGAUUGAUUAAAUAUUGUUGGUAAAUUGUUUGCUGAUGUGAUUGGUUUGUUCUUUGUUGAGAUGACAUUAAUCUUGUAAGCUUCUAAUAAAAGUUUAUGGAGUCGUGGUUGGAAUA